UGACAAUUUUCGACCAUGACAACGGUAAGAUGGAAAAUUUUAUUUCCAUUGCUGGCAUUGGUCAUUCUGAGUAGUGUGGAAAUUUCCAGGGCAAAUCGUAAAAAUGUCAGCUACUAUUUGUCAACAAAUACAACACUACUCAGUCACUACUCCAUAUUGGACAAUACAAAUGACACCUUAAGCCACGGACAGGAGAUCAUAGUGGAGGAUGUGGAUGUAGAGGAGGAAGAUGAAGUGGAUUACAAUUUAAUAUCACCCUCAUAUGAGACACAUCUAGUCAAAUCCUCAAUUAUAUAUGGUUUAGCCAAAACUGUUAAUGCCAGCAGUGUCAAUCAAGAAUGUUACAGACAUUUGAGAAAUAUUCAGAAGGGCAUAUUAAGAAAAGAACCGUGGGCCAUGAAAGCGUUGGAUGCUUCGGGUUCAAAACCGGCCGGUUUUGUAUUUGGCCAAAAUUUCUGGUUUGGCAGUCAAGAAGCCUGUGGUGCUGUUCGCCGCCCUGUGGGCAUUACUUUGUCGGAGAAUUUCCCUCGUGUUAUGAAGUUGGGUAUUAUCAAGGAAAUUGCCCCUUUCGAUAUGGACUAUCGCGUGGUAUACUUGCGUCAUAACUCUCCCUGGCAAGUUGAGAUCAAAUUAAUGUCUGAACAAAUCAUUCACAUUGGUUUGUGUUUGCCUUCUUCCUGUGCCUCGCCUGAAAUUCAACAACUGAUUUACGACAUACAACCCGAAGUGCUAUACAUGAAAGAUUUAAAAAUAUCCGACAACUUUUUUGAAAGAGAAAGCUUCAAAUUGAUCAGUGUAUUUGUGGCCUUUAUUUUGGCCAUGAUCUUAUUAGCUUCACAUCUGAAGGCCAAGGCAAAUGAGGUAGUUACUAAAUUGGAUAACAUAUCUCCUCUAGAAGAAAGCGAUGCCUCUUCAAGUCAAAAUAUAGCUGAUAUUAAUUUGUCGAAUUAUCCCCAAUUACGUAACUUCAUCAUGUGUUUCGAUGUCCAAGAGAAUUGUACAAAAAUCUUUUCCACCAAGGAGUCCAAACCCAGUGAAAUACCCGUCAUAAAUGGUUUACGUUCGGUUUGUGCUCUAUGGAUUUUGGUGUUUCAUGUGGUGUGGUACAUGUAUUUCACUGUAAAUAAUAAAACUUUCCUGAUAUCUUAUGCUGAAAAAGUAUUCUUUCAAUAUGUUAGUUCAGCUCCCGUAUUGGUGGAUGUAUUUUUUACUGUGAGUGGUUUCUUGCUAACUUAUAACUUCUUAAGAAACACCGAAAAAAUGGAGAAUAUGUUAUGUUUGCUCUAA
Calliphora vicina (urban bluebottle blowfly) is the source of this 1287-nucleotide messenger RNA. RefSeq names its product nose resistant to fluoxetine protein 6-like. NCBI's taxonomy places the organism in Eukaryota, Metazoa, Arthropoda, Insecta, Diptera, Calliphoridae. The transcript is spliced from 3 exons. Bases 16 to 1287 code for a protein of 423 amino acids. The record is from RefSeq and is a predicted model, not a curated record.